Messenger RNA from Cygnus olor (mute swan), 1754 nucleotides. It is a transcript of the gene SMYD2, whose product is annotated as SET and MYND domain containing 2. The coding region runs from base 123 to 1433 and encodes 436 amino acids. Gene Ontology annotation, cellular component: nucleus. The transcript has 12 exons. The record is from RefSeq and is a predicted model, not a curated record. Gene Ontology annotation, molecular function: histone methyltransferase activity; protein binding; protein-lysine N-methyltransferase activity. NCBI's taxonomy places the organism in Eukaryota, Metazoa, Chordata, Aves, Anseriformes, Anatidae.
CUCGGCGGCGGCCCUGCCACCGGGCGGGACCCGGCCGCGGCCUUCCCGGGCGCCCGCUGCCGGCGUUGACGGGCCGGGUCCCGCUUCCCUCAGCGAUCCCGGCUCCCCUUCCCCGCGGCGGGAUGCGCUCGGAGGCGGCGCCGCAGCCGGGCGGGCUGGAGCGGUUCGCCAGCCCCGGCAAGGGCCGGGGGCUGCGGGCGCGGCGGCGCUACGCCGUGGGGGAGCUGCUCUUCGACUGCCCGGCCUACACCGCCGUGCUGGCCGUGGGCGAGCGGGGCAGCCACUGCGACGGCUGCUUCGCCAGGAAAGAAGGAUUGUCCAAGUGUGGAAGAUGCAAGCAGGCCUUUUACUGCGAUGUGGAAUGUCAGAAGGAAGACUGGCCAAUGCACAAGCUGGAGUGUUCCGCCAUGUGCGCUUUUGGGCAGAAUUGGAAUCCCUCGGAGACUGUGAGGCUAACGGCGAGGAUCCUUGCCAAACAGAAAACUCACCCUGAAAAAACGCAGUCAGAGAAGCUGCUUGCUGUAAAAGAGUUUGAGUCACACCUUGACAAACUAGACAAUGAAAAGAGAGAGCUGAUUCAGAACGACAUUGCUGCUCUUCAUCACUUUUAUUCAAAGCACAUGGAGUUCCCUGACAAUGCUGCCCUUGUAGUUCUCUUUGCACAAGUUAACUGUAAUGGCUUCACGAUUGAAGAUGAAGAACUCUCUCAUUUGGGAUCAGCCAUAUUCCCAGAUGUUGCAUUGAUGAACCAUAGCUGUUGCCCAAACGUGAUUGUAACUUACAAAGGGACCUUGGCUGAAGUCAGAGCUGUUAGAGAGAUUGAGCCUGGAGAAGAGGUUUUUACCAGCUAUAUUGACCUGCUGUAUCCCACAGAAGACAGAAAUGAACGGUUAAAAGACUCCUAUUUCUUCAGUUGUGAUUGCAGGGAGUGCACUACAAAAGAAAAGGAUGAAGAGAAACUGAAAAUCCGCAAGCUGAAUGAUCCUCCAUCGGCAGAGACAGUGCGGGACAUGAUCAAAUAUGCCAGGAAUGUGAUUGAGGGAUUCAGGCGAGCCAAACACUACAAAUCUCCUAGUGAAUUACUGGAGAUUUGUGAGCUGAGCCUAGACAAGAUGGGUGCCGUGUUUGAAGACAGUAAUGUCUAUAUGUUACAUAUGAUGUACCAGGCCAUGGGUGUCUGUCUCUACAUGCAGGACUGGGAAGGUGCACUGCGUUAUGGGCAAAAAAUUAUCAGACCAUACAGUCAGCAUUAUCCUGCCUACUCGCUGAAUGUGGCCUCCAUGUGGCUGAAAUUAGGGAGGCUGCACAUGGCGCUGGAGAACAGACCGGCUGGGGUUAAGGCCCUCAAGAGGGCAAUUGCCAUCAUGGAAGUAGCACACGGGAAAGAUCAUCCAUACAUUUCAGAGAUCAAAAAGGAAUUAGAGGACCACUGAGCCUUUGAAUCUAUGCAAUCCUUCAAACCUUUAUUUAAAAAGGCCUUGUUACGGAAACCUUCAGGAGUGCUUUGAAAAGUGAUAGAGUAUGAACACAGUUCUGUCCUAUAAUUGGAAUGACAAACACACUUAGGGUUUGCAAAAUGUUUCUAGCUUCUACAAAUCUACAAUUGCCUUUUUUUUUUUUUCUUUUAAAGGAAACAGCCAUGGUUUCUUAGAGGGUAUGCCUCUUAACAGCUCGUGCAAAAAUGGCCAAUUUUUCUUUAUGGAUUUUAAUGUGCAUCUUAUUUGUGUAAAAUAAAUAAAGCGGUCUUGACCCCC